Molecule: messenger RNA, 1733 nt
Organism: Panicum hallii
Lineage: Eukaryota; Viridiplantae; Streptophyta; Magnoliopsida; Poales; Poaceae
Product: protein GPR107-like
Exons: 1
Coding region: 87-1466 (459 amino acids)
Biological process (GO): transport
Cellular component (GO): Golgi apparatus; membrane
Source: RefSeq, a predicted model, not a curated record
CCCGUCACCGACACACUCCCACUCGUUUCGCCCCCAUCCUCCGCCGCCGUCCCCCCACAGAUCUCGCCGCGGCCGCCGCUCCCGCCAUGGCCGCGCGCCGCCUACUCCUCCUCCUCCUCGCCGCCGCGGGAGCCCUCGCGUUCCCCGCGGCGGCCGAGAUCAAGACGGAGUCCUUCCGGGAGGACCCGCGCGCCUCCAUCAUGUUCGAGAAAUUCGGCUUCUCCAAGUCGGGCGCCGUCCGGAUCAUCGUCACGGGCGCCGCCGUCUCCUCCCCCGUCGCGCGGGCGGACCCCAAGCAGCUGGGGUUCUUCCUCCUCUCCGACGAGUCCCUCCUCCACGCCAUCGACGAGGCGCAGGAGGGGCCCUCGCGGGAGAAGCGCGCCGCGGCGACCAGCGGCGGCGGCGAGGACCCCGACGGCGGCUCCGCCGGCGCCGGCGCCGGGUGCGUGCUCUCCAGCCCCUACGUCAAGAAGCUCUUCACCUUCCACGACAUGAAGGGCGGCCACUACAACAAGUCAUUCCCGGUCACCCGCCCCGACGAGUACACCCUCUUCUUCGCCAACUGCGCGCCGGAGGCGCUCGUCUCCAUGCGCGUCCGCACCGAGAUGUACAACGUCAACGCCGACGGCUCCAAGGAUUACCUCCCCGUCGGCCAGGCGCCCGUGCCGGCCAUCUACGGCUUCUUCGCCUUCUGCUACGCCGCGUUCCUCGCCGCCUGGGGGUACCUCACCCUCUCCCGCGACCGCGUCAACGCGCACCAGAUCCACCACCUCAUGUCCGGCCUCCUCGUCGCGCGCCUGCUCUACUGCCUCUCCGCAGCCGAGGACCAGCACUACAUCCGCGUCACCGGGACGCCGCACGGCUGGGACGUCGCCUUCUACCUCUUCCAGCUCGUGAAGGGUGUCGUCCUGUUCGCGGUGAUCGCGCUGGUCGGCACCGGCUGGUCCUUCUUGAAGCCCGUCCUGCAGGACCGGGAGAAGAAGGUGCUCAUGGCCGUGAUCCCGCUCCAGGUCACCGCCAAUAUCGCCGCAGCUGUGAUUGGGGAGACCGGGCCCUUCAUGCAGGGCUGGGUGACAUGGAACCAGAUCUUGCUGUUCGUUGACGUCGCCUGCUGCUGCGCGGUGCUCUUCCCGGUCGUGUGGUCGAUCCGGUCGCUCAGGGAGACAUCCAAGACCGACGGCAAGGCGGCGCGAAACCUCUCCAAGCUCACUCUCUUCCGGCAGUUCUACGUCGUGGUGAUUGGGUACCUUUACUUCACAAGGAUCGUCGUGUAUGCGCUCAAGACCGUUGCCAGCUACAAGUACCGGUGGGUGAGCAUCUUGGCAGAGGAGGUGGCCACCCUGGCGUUCUACCUGUUCAUGUUCUACACAUUCAGGCCGGCCGAGAAGAGCCACUACUUCUCUGUCGACGACGAUGAAGAGGAGGCCGCAGAGAUGGUGCUCCGGGAAGAGGAAUUCGAGCUAUGAAGAGAUGCAUCGGUUCACAAGAAUGGGUUGAACUCAGCCGCGGGAGCGGGAUCCGUCGCGGCGCCACGUUCGUUUGAUCUUCUCUCCCUGUCAUCUUGAUCAUACUUCACAAAUGCCAGGACAUAGCUCAUAGUGGUGUAUGUAUUUGCGGGGAUGUGAGAUUAUUUUGUUCCUCUUGUAGAUUUCAGGUUUUAGUACUUUACUGAUGAAACGCAGAUUACUUAACUUAUACCAUGUUCAAUGAGUUCUUCUUGCUUGCACUGCAAA